UGGUGCGGCCGUGAGCGGAGCAUGGGGCGGCGGCUCCUCCGGGCGCUCCUCUGCCUCCUCCUCCUGGCCGGCCGCGGGCAGCUGGGUGACGGUGUCGCCGCCGCCACCGCCGCACACGGCUGCCUGUUUGACCGAAGGCUGUGCUCCCCCCAGGAGGUGUGUGUGCAGGAUGGGCUGUUUGGGCAAUGCCAGGUGGGCUCCGUGCAGGACAGGCCCUACUUUCAGGUCACAUCUCCUGUGCUCCAGCGAUUGCAGGAUGUCUUGCGGCAUCUCAUGGCCCAAGGGCUCUCGUGGCAGGACGGCAUCACCCAGUAUGUGAUCUCUCAGGAGAUGGAGCGCAUCCCCCGCCUCCGCCUGCCAUCCUCGCUGGAGCCGGUGGCCAGGGACAGGUUCCUGCCUCUCCGCAGCGAGCCCCGGCGAGCCCCGCUAGCCCCAGACGCUGGCCUGCCAGCAGCUCAGCAUCUGGAGCAGCCCCCACCACUGCUGCUUUCCCCUCUGGUGCAGCGGUACCUGGAGCACGUCCUGCUGCCCUCCCCACCCCAGCUGGGCUACGAGGAGGCUCUGCUCAAUCCCUACUCCUACCACAAGUUCGGCUAUCAGGAUGGUGCGCACCAGCAUCCCAGCGGCUCAGCCAGGCAGAGCUCUGAGACCUCCUCACUGCUGGGCCGGGUCCCUGCCCAGACCCUUUUUGGGGCUGGCCCUGUGCCCUCCUAUGGCGGGCAGCCAGGAGUGGAUGGGGGGCAUCUUUUCCAGGACUUGGGCAUGCUUUCCCUGCCCAGAGAGAAAGCUGGCCGCCCGGACCCCGCCAGCACCAGGCUUCAGCACAGCCUGCGGCUCCCCAGUGACUACAGAAACAUAGAGGAGAGGGAGCAGCAAGCACCCCUGGCUGCCCAGCCACCCUCUGCACAGACGGAUGCUGCCCUGAAGAGACUGGCUUCCCUCCUGGCCAGCUAUGGCCUGGGGCUGCCAGAACUGAGUCCCCAGCAGAUAAGCAGCCUAUCCACUCUCCUCCAGCUGCUCCAGAGCUCUGGUGUUGCUGGCCCUGAAGUGCCCACAGCGAAACGGGUGGGUUUGCAGCAGGGUGAUGCUGGAGGAGGUGUCAUGGCACAGGUGAUGGAGGGGGACAUGCAGCAUGGAGAGGAACCAAUGCCCCCUUCUUCCACAGUGCCACCCCCCAAAAUCCCAGCCAGCAGCUCCCCAGGGGAUGGAAUGAAGGGCAGGACAGCAUCCUCACCAGCUCCCCGGGCUGAGCCACAGCAGGGACACAGUGGGGAUGCACUCAACCUCGGGAAGAACAUUGUGGUGAAGAAGAGCUACACAGAGAUGAAAGGAAGUGGGGCACAACAGGGCAUGCGGCCACUAGACGAGUAUGGCUACAUCGUCACAGACCAGAAGCCCCUGGGGCUGGCUGCUGGCGUGCAGCUGCUGGAGCUCCUAGCCAAGCACCUCCACCUCUCCACCGCCAGCUUCAUCAACAUCAGCGUUGUGGGUCCUGCACUUACCUUCCGCAUCCGGCAGAACCCCCAGAACUUUUCACUGGCAGAUGUGGCCAGCCAGACCGAGCAAGUGAAGGGAGAGCUGGAGCACGAGCUGGGCCUGAAGAUUGUGCAAACAGGAGUGGGAGAGAGAAAUGAGGCUGCUGCCUACUCACGCCCAUCCCGCUUUGGGGAUGGCUUCCACUCGGUGCUGCUGACCUUCAUCGCCCUGGCCUGCGUGGCGGUCAUUGCCAUCGCGGUGUCUGCGGCCCUCUGCCUCCGGCGCCACGCCAAGCAGCGGGAGAAGGAGCGCCUGGCUGCCCUGGGGCCAGAGGGUGCUGCUGACACCACCUUCGAGUACCAGGAGCUGUGCCGCCAGCACAUGGCCGCCAAGUCUCUCUUUGGCCGCACUGACGCACCGGCGGCACCAGCGGAGACUUCGAGGGUCAGCAGUGUCUCGUCCCAGUUCAGCGACGCCCCGCAGCCCAGCCCCAGCUCCCACAGCAGCACUCCCUCCUGGUGCGAGGAGCCCGUCCAGUCCAACAUGGACAUCUCCACCGGACACAUGAUCCUGGCCUAUAUGGAGGACCACCUCCGCAACCGGGACCGGCUGGCCAAGGAGUGGCAGGCGCUCUGUGCCUACCAAGCUGAGCCCAGCAUCUGCUCCAUUGCCCAGAGUGAAGCCAACCUGAAGAAGAACCGCAACCCUGACUAUGUGCCCUAUGAUCACGUGCGGAUCAAGCUGAAAGCAGAGAGCAACCCAUCCCGCAGUGACUUCAUCAAUGCCAGUCCAAUCAUUGAGCAUGACCCACGGAUGCCAGCGUACAUUGCCACGCAGGGGCCGCUGUCCCACACUAUUGCUGACUUCUGGCAGAUGGUGUGGGAACAUGGCUGCACUGUCAUUGUCAUGCUGAGCCCCCUGGCCGAGGACAGUGUCAAGCAGUGUGACCGCUACUGGCCAGAUGAAGGCUCCUCUCUUUACCACAUUUAUGAGGUGAACCUGGUGUCAGAGCACAUCUGGUGCGAGGAUUUCCUGGUGCGCAGCUUCUACCUGAAAAACGUGCAGUCGCAGGAGACCCGCACCCUGACGCAGUUCCACUUCCUCAGCUGGCCUGCCGAGGGCAUCCCCACCACCACCCGGCCCCUCCUCGACUUCCGCAGGAAGGUGAACAAGUGCUACCGGGGUCGCUCCUGCCCUAUUAUCGUGCACUGCAGUGACGGUGCAGGCAGGACUGGAACGUACAUCCUUGUCGACAUGGUCCUGAACCGAAUGGCCAAAGGGGUGAAGGAGAUAGACAUAGCUGCUACGCUGGAGCAUAUCCGAGAUCAGCGGCCUGGUAUGGUGCAGACCAAGGACCAGUUUGAGUUUGCACUGACGGCUGUGGCCGAGGAAGUGAACGCCAUCCUGAAGGCACUGCCACAGUGAUGGCAAGGAGCCCUCCCUCCUCCUCUUGUCUGCUCCCAGCCCUGCGCUUCGCACUCUCCUCACCAGCCUCUGGGGCUGCUCUCCCUGUAAAAUGGUGUCUGUGCUUCUGGCUCUGCUUCCCCUGCCCCCAGGCGCCCCUUCCCAUCUCCCCAAGGACACUGACCUCAGGCCCUCUGUGCAGGAACCCCAUCACACCCACUGUCACCUCAGAGGCGACAGGGCUUGUGGCCCUUAAGCCCCGUGGAGGGGGUCACCAGGUGGUGCUGCUGGGAACUGGCAGGGGGACUCCCCAACCUGUCAGUUCUGCGUUAGCCCUCUUCCUGUACCCAUGUGGGGGGCAGAAGUGGGGGCAGGGGUCCUCCACAGUCAGGGGGAGCAUGGGGUGCAGGGGAGUCUGGCCCAGCUCCACUCCAGGUCCCCUUUGUGUGCUCCCUGCCUAGUCACUCAAGCAGAAGAAAAAUUUCUAGAGAACUAUAAUUUUGUAUCUUGAUGUGAAUAAAGUUAUUGUGUCA
Pyrgilauda ruficollis (rufous-necked snowfinch) is the source of this 3413-nucleotide messenger RNA. RefSeq names its product protein tyrosine phosphatase receptor type N (gene PTPRN). The coding region runs from base 22 to 2901 and encodes 959 amino acids. Gene Ontology annotation, molecular function: protein tyrosine phosphatase activity. Gene Ontology annotation, cellular component: secretory granule. The record is from RefSeq and is a predicted model, not a curated record. NCBI's taxonomy places the organism in Eukaryota, Metazoa, Chordata, Aves, Passeriformes, Passeridae. Gene Ontology annotation, biological process: protein dephosphorylation. The transcript has 23 exons.